AUGCUUUCUUCUGCUUCGACUACACCAGCCGCAGCAGAAGACCCUUCUGCCAAGAGAUCAGAGUCUACCGAUAAUACAGAUACCCAAGUGAUUUCGAAAUUAACAAAUGUCGAUGGUGGAUUUCAAUGUCUAUUAGAUAAAGUCAAGCACGAUAUGCAAGCAGCCAAAGAUGUAGCCACGUUUCUGAAAAAGAGAGCCAUCAUUGAGGAAGAGUAUGGCAAACAAAUGAUCAAGUUGGCUCAAUCCAUGACCGAAUUAUACGAUAAAAGCCAUUGCAAGCCAAGCACUUAUGGCACAGUGUGGACUCAAUUCCUCAAAGUGCAUGAAACCAUUGGAGAUCAGCGAGUGAAAUUUUCAAGUGAUAUUGCAGAGGUAGCUGACGACGUGCAGAUCAUGUGUAAAGAUACCGAAAAGAGCAGAAAGCAAGUAAAGGAAAUAGGGAUCCGACAUGAACGAAAUCGUCUAGACGCUGAAAGCUCAUUAGAAAAGAGCAAACAAAAGUAUGACAUGUUGAGUGAAGAUUGGGAAAGAGCGAUAUUAGCGAGAAAUAGUAACGAUUCAGACCAUUUACCAAAGAAAGGUGGGCUUUUUAAAAGCAACAAGACACCAGCCCAACUAAAGAAACAAGUGGAUGAAUCAUGCGUCAAAGCGAAUCAUGCUCAAACAACUUACAAAAAUCAACUCGUAACAACCAAUGCAACUCGACAAGACUACUACCAAACACAACUCCCCUCUGAUCUAGUAACAUUAAAAAGUGUGGAUGAUGAAUGCUGCACAGCGAUUCGAUACCAAUUGGCUCGUUAUGCCUACCUAUUUGAGGAAUCGCUUACCAGGGAUGGAUUAGCGCUGGACAAUGAUGAGGGACAAGGCUUGCGAUCCUUGACAGAAAAGAUCGAUUAUCAAACAGACAUUUCAGAGGUGGUCAAGGAAUACACUAGCAAGGCACACAAAGUGAAGAAAGAAGAUAUACCCUAUAAAGAAUAUCCCAUGUCAGCUACUGCAUUGAACGUAUUAAAGCCGAACCCUGUGUUUGGUGUGGAUUUGACACAACUGAUGCAAAGAGACGGUCAAGAGGUCCCUGCUGUGGUCAUUAAAUGUGCAGAGGCGGUGGAAGCCACUGGACUCAAGACAGUGGGGCUGUAUCGUGUGUCAGGUACCAGUACGCAAAUUCAGCGAUUGAAGAGUGCGUUUGAUAGAAAUUGCGCUGCCGUGGAUUUGACGUCUGAUGAAAACAAUGCCGAUGUCAACAAUAUCACCAGCUUGCUCAAACUUUGGUUCAGAGAAUUACCAGACCCCUUAUUCCCUCAAUCAUCAUACCAGCAUUUCAUGAACGCAGCUAGAAUUGAAAACGACAGAAUGAGAGUGCUCGGUCUACACACCAUCAUCAAUGAUUUGCCAGACGCACAUUAUGCAACAUUGAAAUAUAUCAUGUGUCACCUUGACAAGGUUCAACAAUUGCAAGAGUUCAAUAAAAUGACAACAGCCAAUUUAUCGACCAUCUUUGGCAUGACACUGAUGGGUGGAGAUCAGGGCAGCAAUCAAUCCACCGUCUCUUCGCAGCAGGACAACCAAAGACUUGCUGACACACAUUGGCAUGUCAAGGUGGUUCAAACCAUCUUGGAAAACUAUCGCUUAAUCUUUGAGCCUGACGAAGAGCAAUGA
Messenger RNA from Mucor velutinosus, 1662 nucleotides. RefSeq lists its product as uncharacterized. Gene Ontology annotation, cellular component: cytoplasm. The coding region runs from base 1 to 1662 and encodes 553 amino acids. Gene Ontology annotation, biological process: regulation of GTPase activity; signal transduction. The record is from RefSeq and is a predicted model, not a curated record. Lineage: Eukaryota; Fungi; Mucoromycota; Mucoromycetes; Mucorales; Mucoraceae. The transcript is spliced from 8 exons.